Messenger RNA from Lepisosteus oculatus (spotted gar), 1943 nucleotides. RefSeq names its product transmembrane BAX inhibitor motif containing 4 (gene tmbim4). The record is from RefSeq and is a predicted model, not a curated record. NCBI's taxonomy places the organism in Eukaryota, Metazoa, Chordata, Actinopteri, Semionotiformes, Lepisosteidae. Gene Ontology annotation, biological process: negative regulation of apoptotic process.
UGGUUGUAAGGCGUACUGUAAGCGAAACGUUCGCGGAACUGCAGGAAAGAGAGCUGCGUACGUCAAACGGUCUGAAACGGGCCUGACUAUUUUCUGGAUUCUUGUCCUCUGUGCUGCUGUUUGAAAUGGAUACAGAGACGUAUCCCCGAUCUUCAAUCGAAGAUGAUUUUAACUAUGGUAGUAACGUGGCUAGUGCCAGUGUGCACAUCCGAAUGGAUUUCCUGCGUAAGGUUUACACCAUCCUGUCCAUCCAGAUCAUCCUGACUACAGCAACAGCAGCACUCUUCAUGUACAGUGAUGCCAUCAAGAACUUUGUACACGCAAGUCCUGCUCUGCUGCUGGUGUCCGCAAUUGGCUCUCUGGGUCUCAUCUUUGCCUUGGCCAUCUACAGACAUCAGCACCCUAUCAACCUCUACCUGCUGCUGGGCUUUACACUGUUGGAGGCUGUCUCUGUUGCAACAGCAGUGACGUUCUAUGAGUACACUGUGGUGCUCCAGGCCUUCUGCCUUACAGCUGCAGUAUUUAUAGGAUUGACAGCUUACACUUUCCAGUCAAAGAGGGACUUCAGUAAAUUGGGAGCUGGGUUGUUUACUUGCCUAUGGAUUCUGAUCAUUGCAAGCUUUAUGAAGCUGUUUCUGCACAGCGAGACAGUGGAGCUGGUGUUUGCUGGAAUGGGAGCCCUGCUGUUUUGUGGCUUCAUCGUUUACGACACCCACCUGCUUAUGCACAAGCUGUCCCCUGAGGAGCACAUACUGGCCUCCAUCAACCUGUACCUGGACAUUCUCAACCUCUUCCUGCACAUCCUACGCAUCUUAGACUCCAUGAAGAAGAACUGAGGCCUGUGGAGACAUGUCCAUGCCCAUGUUGUCACAGCUGUGGUGUGUUUGUAGACGUCUGACCAAGUUAGGGAACCGUCGCUCUCCUUCAGUGUACUGGUGCAGCACAAAUCCAGGGUCAGUGGGGAAAGCUGGGUGUUUGUGUGUGGCUGAAUUUUGUUCUCGUUUUGUAUGCAUGUCCAACUUCUGUGGACCCAUUAAUUUCCCUAAAUUAUUUUCUGACCAUUGAUUAGUCCUUAGAAGUGUCCUGUAAUGUGAUGUGAGUCGCCACCUGCUUAAACGUAAUAUUUAGAAUUUGUCCCUUUAAAUACCAUAUAACCUAGAAGAUUUCAAUUCAAUAGAAUUGACCCUGACGUGUAAACAAGUGAGCAAAGGAAUUAACAGAUACAUAUCAUUAAGACCUUUCUUCUUAGCAGUACCCGGUAGUGAAAUAACAAGAAGAGUUGUAAAAUGGGAAAUGGCAGAGAAUUCAAACUUGUAUUUGCAACAUAAUUAAAUGUAUAUAUUAUAUUGCAUAAUUAUGUAAGUGUAUAAAUCACUUAAUUAUGGUGUUCUCCCAAUUAUGAGCUGACUCUGCUCAUAAAUAAGGACCAGAAGGUUUGGGUGUAUGGGUAGGGGUGUAAUAAGAUAAUAUUGGCGUACAGUUAGACUGAAUUUUAUGAAUGUUGUAAGGUUGUAUUAUAAUUAAUGUGAUAAAUGGCAAAUAUGGGACAAUUUAAUAUUAUUGGGACUUUGUUGAUUAAAAUAUUAUAAAUGCUGUAAAAAAGGUACUAGAAGAAUGCUUCAUUUUGUGUGUUUUAAAUGACCAAUAAUGUAUGUAUUAUGUCUGUGAAUGCAAAUAGGCCAUGCAGUAGGUGAAUAAUAAAAUGUGAUGUCUGCAGAUUUAUUUUCCAUCAUUCCACUUCUAAGGGUUUAGCUCAUCACUUUGAUUUGAUGUUUUUGGGAAAAACCGUCAUGAAGUGGUUUAAUUAUGUUCUAUUAAUUACUCAUUUCGCCUUGCUUUAGUUGAGAUGUUAAUGAUCAUGGCUCGCUGUUGUAUUACCUGAUCAACUGUUAUAACAAGUCUGCCAUAAUCCAGUAUAAUAAAUGUGUAGUUUGGCAAUAUAA